CAAACACCGUCUGAGUGUGAUAAAUUACUACAAACCAUUACAAACAUGUCGGACCCAGACAGUGACUGACAGCCAGUAUCUGUCUGAUGAACGGUUGUUUGAUGUGACUGUGACGCGGACAGACGGUCCAGAGUCUAACAGUCACCGUGUUAGCAGCAACACAUCACCGACAUCACCGACAUCCAGACCGGCCAAUGCGAGUUAACCGUGAGGUCGUGGGACCGCAGGGGGACGUGGGGAAGUAGCAGCAGCGAUGUUAGCCAGCUAUAGCGACAUUUAAUGAAGGAAAAAGCUGCUUCUAUACGGAGACAAGCGGUCCAGCAUGGUGAACCUAUGCUAACUCUCUGUAGCAGCUAACAGCUAAUAUUGCUGGUCAGCAGCCAGCUAACUUUAGCAGCCUUUACUCAGUAGUUCCUGGUCAGGGCCUCCUCUCUUCCUUUCUCUUGUUACCUACUGCUUCCGGAAAUUCAAGGGCCAUGGAUUUCCCGGGCCACUUCGAGCAGAUCUUCCAGCAGCUCAACUAUCAGCGUGUCCACGGUCAGCUGUGUGACUGUGUCAUCGUGGUGGGCAGCAGACACUUCAAGGCCCACCGCUCGGUGCUGGCGGCCUGCAGCACCCACUUCAGAGCCCUGUUUACGGUCGCAGAUGGAGAUUCUAGCAUGAACAUGAUCCAGCUGGAUAGCGAGGUGGUGACAGCUGAAGCUUUUGCUGCUCUGGUGGACAUGAUGUACACCUCAACACUGAUGCUGGGGGAGAGCAAUGUCAUGGAUAUUCUCCUUGCAGCCUCACAUCUGCAUCUCAACAAUGUAGUCAAGGCCUGCAAACACUACCUGACUACGCGCACCUUGCCCAUGUCCCCCCCAUCUGACAGAAACACGCAUCACCACCCUCAGCAGGAGCAGCAGAGGCACAGGCAGCAGCAGCAGCAGCAGCAGGUCGCAGAUUUAGCAGUGAACCCUACCCUGGCAGCUAAUGCUAACCUCGCAGCAAAUGCUGCCACAUCAAAGUUGCAGCGCUCCUUCCUCCUGCAGCAGCUGGGGCUCAGCUUGGUGAGCUCUGCUUUAGGUGGGAUGGAGGAGGACGGAGUUGGAAACGUAGUUGGCAGUAGAGCAGUCGAACAGAGGGCCUCCUUUCCGAUCCGACGCUUCCACAAACGUAAGCCCUCUCUGGGCCUGUCGGAGGAGAGACCCAGGCAGAGGCAGCGGCCCUCAGGUCCUAACAUGGGGCUGUUAGGAGAAGAAGGGGUGAGCGCAGAGCGAGAAGAAGGAGCGCUACUCUCCCCGGACUCCCACAAGAUGGGCGAUGAAUCCAAAUUGGAUGCCGCAAUCACUGGCCUAGUAGGCAUGUCCCAUGAUGAUCCUCAGAUGCCCAGCCAGUCCGACAGUGGACACUGUGAGGGGGAGGACUUGGGGAGAAUGCAGGGAGGGGUGAGGAAGGAGGAGGACAUGGAAGACCAGGACCACCAGGUCAACAGAGCAGGGGUGAAGAUCAAAUCAGGGAUGGAGGAGGAGGCAGAAGAACAGGAACAGAAGGUGGUGGUUAAACGAGAGCCGCUAAGUUCGCCUGAGCCAACUGAUGAAAUCGGCGACGUGACAUCGCAGGCUGAGCCCGGAGGCCAGGAGGAGGAGGAGAAGGCAGAGCUGAGCCCAGAGAGCAGCGACCGCAGCUUCACCUCUGAACUCCAUCCCAGCUCUGAGUCUCUGCUGCAGCCCAGCGCUCAGCUGCUCCUCAAAAGCACCAUGGGAGGAGUUACCGGAGUCGGAGGAGGCUUUGGGUGUAAUAGCGGACUGGGUGGCAAAGCUGGUUUUAGUAUUUCUAGCUUCCUCAACCCAAAGGAUUUCGGGAAUGGCGGGACAGGGUUGGUUACUGGAGAGGAUGACCUCCCCAACACAACAACCGGCGAUGCCGUAGCACACCACUUCCUGCUCAGACAGGAAGCUGCUGGACCAUCUGGCUCUGCUUCUUCCUCUCUUCUGAAGUCAGGUCCGCUCGGUGGCGAGAGUCGCAACGGUUUUGGAAACAACCUACAAGCCGAUUCUCUAUUCCUCCGCCCCCUGCAAGAUGGUUUAGGGAACCCUCGAGGAAGUGGGGGAAGUGGUAGCGGAGGGCGUGGAGGGGUAGAUCCCUUUGGUUUGGACUUCCAGCGCUCUAGUCUCGGACUUCACUCCCUGGGGCGACCCUCACGAGGAGCUGCAGGAGCAGCUGCCGCCGCUCUGUGUUAUCCAGGUUACAGACGCAUUGCUCCGAAAAUGGCCGGCAGCAUGGGAGGAGAAGAAGGAGUAGGUGGUGUUCUCCAGGAUGCUGCCUCUUCCUCCUCAACUCUGGCAAAUCCUCUGCUUCUAAACGAGAGCGGUGGAUAUGAGAUGAACAAUGGCAGGCCCACCUCCCUCCCCCCUCAGCUGACCCGAGCUUCAGCGGACGUCCUGUCCAAGUGCAAGAAGGCCCUGUCGGAGCACAACGUCCUGGUGGUCGAGGGAGCUCGGAAAUACGCCUGUAAAAUCUGCUGCAAAACCUUCCUCACCCUGACUGACUGCAAGAAACACAUUCGCGUCCACACAGGGGAGAAACCCUACGCAUGUCUUAAGUGUGGAAAGCGCUUCAGCCAGUCCUCCCACUUGUACAAGCAUUGCAAAACCACCUGUUUGCGUUGGCAGAACACUAACAUGUCCAAUGCCCUGCUGUAGGACUGAGGUCACGGCAACAAAGUGGAGCGGGGCAACAGGGUGAAAACAUUAGUAAUCAAUGAUGGGCUGAAAAUUAAAGUCCCAAAAAUGUUUGGAUUUUUUCUGAAGCUGUGACAGAGCAGCUGGAUCUGAUCCGCUGUUUUGUCCUGAUGACAGACCAAAGAUAGAGAUAAUCGUACAUCUUCUUUUCCAGGACAAACCCACACUGUCAAGUUCUUGUAAACACAUGGAGCCUGUUAAAAGAUUAUAGAGAUGCAGGACCUGCAAAGUACCACAUCUGUUGCUAUGGAUUCAUCAUAGAGAACCAUAGAUGUACACUGUAUACUCCCCUGUUGUAAUUGUGAGAGUAUUAUGAGGAUUUUGGACUCCUCCGGGCCAGUCUAGGCUUUUUUGAAGCUGCUACACUGUUAGCUAUAUUGUCUUUCUAUAUCAUGUGGGCCCUCUUGUUGUUAGUUGAAACUUAGAUCUGUUGAGGUGAUCCCUUAAUUUUGUGGUACGCUUAUUGAAGCAAAUUUGACUCACUAACACUCUGUGUGGGUGUUUGCAGAUGAGAGGCAGCUGUGCAGCACCAACUUUAAGAACAAAGAUCAUGUAAAAUAGCUUGAUAAUGUGUAGAUUUCUCACUGCACAUUUGUAAAACAUGUAGCAGCAUCCCACAUCAGACUGUUGAGUCAUCGUAAUCGUGCGAGGGCAGUCAUAUAGACUGUGAACUAACUGGUUCAGAUUCAGUUUGUGCGCGACAGGUAUAAUGCCUGUAAGUACCGUUGAUAGUUGUUUGCUCUUGAUACUCUACUGUACAAAAAGGUGGAUAGAGUCCUGUGAGGCGGGCUGAGGUAAUGCUGAAAUCUGUCACUUUUUGCAAGUUCAACCAACAGAAAAGAUGACAGACAAUCUACAGUUGUAUUAGUUUUUUUUUACCCUGUUGUUCUAUGAAGUGAAACUGGACAAAUAAUAUAAACUUGAUGCUUUUAUUUUCUGAAGUGAUGAAAUUUGAGGCGAUUGACAUUGUCAACCAGGACAGGAGCAACCCAGUGCAACAUUUCUCAGUAGCUGAUGAUGGAUGUUCAUGUCACAUUCAAUCACCAAAUCAGGUCAAAUGUUUGACCUCUGUAGUUGCCUUUCAGUCCAAGCACCUUUAAAUUACCAUCACCAGAAGUGUCGCUGAGCUCAGUUAAAGUUGAGAAUAUGUCAGUGGCCUUCACACUUCCUGUGACUACAAACAUGUAUACCUGUAGUUUGUCAAGUACAAGUUUUAGAGGAAUGUGAAACGCUGAAUUGCUGUGAUCAACCUCUCGCCCCAGUUUGUGCUUGUCAGGCAUUAUGCUAUUAACCCGAGAAUUAAGUCACAUUGUUUAGGGGAGCAAUGAGGGAGAGGAAAAUGUCAACUAUCACCAUCUUUGUAUUAAAAGCAGGAAAAAAAUCUGCA
This is a messenger RNA of Sebastes umbrosus (honeycomb rockfish), 4110 nucleotides long. RefSeq names its product zinc finger and BTB domain-containing protein 5. NCBI's taxonomy places the organism in Eukaryota, Metazoa, Chordata, Actinopteri, Perciformes, Sebastidae. Gene Ontology annotation, biological process: regulation of transcription by RNA polymerase II. Gene Ontology annotation, molecular function: protein binding; DNA-binding transcription factor activity, RNA polymerase II-specific; RNA polymerase II cis-regulatory region sequence-specific DNA binding. The coding region runs from base 477 to 2684 and encodes 735 amino acids. The record is from RefSeq and is a predicted model, not a curated record. Gene Ontology annotation, cellular component: nucleus. The transcript has 4 exons.